GGCAACACUGAGAUUUUUGGUUGAAAGAGUGAAACUCGGCUUCUGGAGUGGAGCAAACCUUGAAAGUGAACAAGACGGGGACUUGAGGCCCGCAUUCUCGGACGUUUUCCUGCUCUCUUACCCGUACCCGACCCGUGUUAAUUGGCCGCUAUAACUGGUCAUCGAUCCCCAUGAAGGUGGAAGUGGGCCUCCUGGAUGGGGGUAACGUCCUCUAUGACGUGGAUCCCAAGCAAAACGGCCAAGACUUGCUGGACAUGGUGGCGGAAUCCUUGAACCUCAUGGAAAAGGACUACUUUGGCUUCCUGGUCCUGGACCGACACGACAAGAUCUGGACGUGGCUUCACGCCGACCGGAAACUGACCAAACAACUUAAAGCCACGGGCGAGACGGACCGUGUGUUGUUCCAGGUCAAGUUCUAUCCGCCGGAGCCGGCCCAACUUCAGGAGGAUUUGACGCGAUACCAGAUGUGUCUGCAGAUUCAAAGCGACAUCAAAAGCGGCAAAUUGCCGUGUUCGUUCGUGACGCAUGCCCUCUUGGGCGCGUACUUGGUCCAGAGCGAAUUGGGCGAUUACGAUCCCAUUGAGCACGGGUUGACCGUGGAUUAUCUGCGUGAAUUCGAUUUUGCGCCCUCACAAAGCGACGAUCUGUUGGAAAAAAUCAUGGAGAUCCACAAAUCCAGUUUGAAAGGCCAGACUCCGGCUGAGGCGGAACUGCAUUAUUUGGAGAAUGCCAAGAAACUGGCCAUGUACGGGGUGAGCCUGCAUCACGCCAAAGAUUCCGAGGGCGUGGAUAUCAUGUUGGGCGUGUGCUCGUCGGGCAUCUUGGUGUAUCGCGAUCGAUUGCGGAUCAAUCGCUUCGCUUGGCCCAAGAUCAUCAAGAUCUCGUACAAACGCAAUGGCUUCUUCAUCAAACUCCGUCCUGGUGAGUUUGAACAGUUCGAAUCUACCAUUGGAUUCAAGCUGAGCAAUCACCGGGCGGCCAAGCGACUUUGGAAGAUCUGCGUUGAGCAUCAUAGCUUCUUCCGACUCCUCUCACCGGAGCCGAAAGAGAAGUUCCGAUUUCCUCGAUUCGGAUCCAAAUUCCGCUAUUCGGGCCGCACUCAACAUCAAGCCCAGACCAUUCGACCUCGCAAAGGGAAUCCUGAUGAGGAUUACAAAUCCUUGCCCAAGGGGUCCUUGUCCAUGAAUCUCUUGGGUGAGAAACCCACCGAGCCUAAAAAUGCACCUUUGGGUGAUAAAUACAAACACAAGCGAGGGGUUCAUCCACCUAAAUCCGCACCUUUUGUCAUGGAUUACGAUCCGGAACCAUCGCCUAUGAAUGACGUCAAUCCCGAUAGCCAGGGGACGGACUUGAUGAUUCACUCGCCGAAUACCGGCAACGGUAACCACGACGUCACCAAACCCCAUUGGGAUCAUGCCAUAUCUCCCCAACCGAUCCCACUCACCCCGCAGACCCUACAGCCUCUUCAGCCUCUUCAGCCCCCGACGCAGCCUCCACAGCCUUACUCAGAAUCCUAUGGAGUGGGAGAGGCGGGCAUCCCCAAAGACCAUUCCGGCACAUUCUCGGCUGGUGCCACCCAAUUGAGACAAUAUCAGGAUCCAGCGACCGGAAAGAAACAUAGUAUUGCCAGUGGUCGCGUACUCCAAGCGGAGAUGCACGGCGACAAUGAAUUUAAUCUGACCUCCCUUUCGGUUCAGCGAACUACCACGUCGGAAUCCAAAAACAAAGAAACCACCGAAGAAACAUCUUGGGAUGAUUCCCGUAAAGCCAUUGCUCCUCCGGUCCAAACCAAUUUUGGCUACGGAAAGGACGUCGAUGACGAGAAUGCCAGCGACGACGAUGACGACGAUGACCAGGACCACCGGGAUUUAUUGGAAGGAGAAGUGGUGUCGUCUCAAACCAUCACCAGCCGGUCGAGAACAGUGGAAACCACGACCUAUUCCAUGGAACGUGAUGGUGACGUGGAGACGCGAGUGGAACAAAAGGUCACCAUUCAAUCCGACGGAGAUCCCAUCGAUCAUGACGAAGCUCUGUCACAAGCCAUUCAAGAAGCCACCGCCAUGAAUCCGGAUAUGACCGUGGAAAAGAUCGAGAUUCAUCAAACUUCUCAGGCAGAUUAGAUAGACGGCGGUUUGGAUCGUUCAAAAUGCAUGCUAGUUAUGAUGAGGGUGCUAUCGUUAACGAUGAUAACGCCGAGGAUAGCCAUUAUCAGUCCCAUUAUGCAACUUCUGUAUUAUGUUUGAGUGUACAUAGGAAAGGAGGCCGCUCCUUGUGACCCCCACGGUAUAUCAAUUUCAUCAACCAAACAACCACCCGCCCGGAUAUUGAGCAAGAAAAGUAGAACCUCUUAUCUCGUCAAUUCAUUAUGGUAUUAGUUAUGCUAUUGUUAUUUUACAUUUGUAAUUAGCAAGUCUGGCCCAAUCAAGACGUUCUUUCUUUUCAUAGGCGGUGGACUCAAAUUGGUGUGACUGGCAAUUUUGAAUGAGCUAAUAAAACCCUUAGAGCCUAACCAAAAGCAAA
Molecule: messenger RNA, 2520 nt
Organism: Tigriopus californicus
Lineage: Eukaryota; Metazoa; Arthropoda; Copepoda; Harpacticoida; Harpacticidae
Gene: cora
Product: protein 4.1 homolog
Exons: 1
Coding region: 171-2120 (649 amino acids)
Cellular component (GO): cytoskeleton; plasma membrane
Molecular function (GO): structural molecule activity; actin binding
Source: RefSeq, a predicted model, not a curated record